Striga asiatica is the source of this 1275-nucleotide messenger RNA. Lineage: Eukaryota; Viridiplantae; Streptophyta; Magnoliopsida; Lamiales; Orobanchaceae. The record is from the annotation of a GenBank genome assembly.
CUUAAUCUUUCCUCUCCUAAACAUCAAUCAAUAGAGAGAAAGUUAAGCCAAAAAAAAAAGAAUGGCCUUCUCUAAAACUAUUGCUUUCUUGGUUUCCUUGGCCUGCCUCUUCUCCUACUCGGAGGCCGGCCGACAUAUAUUAUCACAAUCAAGUACAUCUCUAGUCUUCCAAGUCUGCUCAAACACGACUGACCCGAAAUACUGCAAACACGCUCUCUUUUCCGACCCACGGGCCUCUUCUGCCGACUCUGUGGUCCUUGCCUACAUAGCCAACGGCCUCGCUUACGCCAAAGCCCAAAACAACUCGGAUCUGAUCCAGACGAGACUCAACAGUGGGGGAAAUAACGAGAAGCCCAACAUUCUGGCGGGCUUCAAGGCCUGCCAUGAAAGCUACACUAAGGCGGGCCGGGCCAUGAUGGAGGUGCUCGGAAACCUCGACUCCGAGACGUACUGCGGUUUCGACCAGCUGGCGGCCAUGGCUGAGAACGAGAUUAAGGCAUGCGAGAAUGGGUUCGGCCAGACUCCAUCCGCCAUGGCCAAGGAGAAUGGGGACAUGCUCAAGCUCAUUAACAUUUGUUCAGUUGUGGCUGCCCUUUUUUCCUAUUCUAAUUAGGAACUCGCUUGCUUUCUGCUUGCUGCUUAAUUCAUAUAUUUAUGCAUGUGUGUAUGUUUAUAUGAAAUUUAUGAUUAAUUUGCCUAUAUAUGUUUAUAGCCUGUCUCUUCUCCUACUCGGAGGCCGGCCGACCAAUAUUAUCAGAAUCGAGUACAUCGCUAGUCGUCCAAGUCUGCUCAAACACUACCGACCCGAAAUACUGCAAACAUGCCCUCUUUUCCGACCCACGGGCCUCGUCUGCCGACUCUGUGGUCCUUGCCUACAUAGCCAACGGCCUCGCUUACGCCAAAGCCCAAAACAUCUCGGAUCUGAUCCAGACGAGACUCAACAGUGGGGGGAACGAGAAGCCCUACAUCUUGGCGGGCUUCAAGGCCUGCCAAGAAAGCUACACAAAGGCGGGCCGGGCCAUGAUGGAAGUGCUCGGAAACCUCGACUCCGAGACGUACUGCGGUUUCGACACGCUGGCCGCCACCGCCGAGAACGAGAUUAAUGCGUGCGAGAAUGGGUUCGGUCAGAGUCCGUCCCCCAUGGCCAAGGAGAAUAGGGACAUGCUCAAGCUCGUUAACAAGUGGCGGCAGCCUGUUCUUUGGGUGAGGCGGCAGAUGCUCGGCCUUGGUUUUUUGGCGGCUAGGCGGUGGUGGGCUUCCGACGAAGUUGAAAGA